Uloborus diversus is the source of this 1795-nucleotide messenger RNA. RefSeq names its product protein C12orf4 homolog. Bases 122 to 1774 code for a protein of 550 amino acids. The record is from RefSeq and is a predicted model, not a curated record. The transcript is spliced from 13 exons. Lineage: Eukaryota; Metazoa; Arthropoda; Arachnida; Araneae; Uloboridae. Gene Ontology annotation, cellular component: cytoplasm.
UCACAUUUCGUGCUUGUGAAAUACAGUAGUUAAAAAUUUGAACACUUAACAAAUUGGGUUUUCUGCACUUUUUAUGCAGCUUUGUAUUUAAAGGAAAACAAUUUACGCCUCCCGGUUAAAAAUGACUCAAUCCAUAUCGCGAGAUUUUGAUUUCCAGUAUACAUGUUGCAAAAGAACAGAAAAUGUCAAUAUACAAGUACCAAUUCCACUCCUUGUCAGUGUUCAGGAAUUUGGUUCUCGUCUUAUUUCUCAAAACAAAGUUCCAUUUUAUGUACAAGAAGAUUUGUUUAAAGCUUUGGAUGAUUUUGCAUCAAAAGAGACUUCAAAGUACUAUGAUGAUCUUAGUUCUGAAGCCAUUGAAAAAACAAAAAAGUUUGAUGAAGCUGAUAUUGAUUUACUUAUUCAAAAAUGGACAAAGGCUUUUAAGGAGGAACAUAUGAAAUAUGCCAGUUUAGAAGACAUUACUGAAAGUGCUUCAUUUCCAGAAAUGUAUCACAAAUUAAUUCAUUCUCCUGCACUUGAGACAAUGCUUAAUUUGGAACACUCUUAUGCUAUUGCUGUUGGGGAACUAGUUCAGGCCAGAGAUAAAGACAUCCGUGAUCUUCAGAAGAGGCAGUCUGAUGAAACGGAAAAAGCAGUUCCUAAAGUUGGAAUAUCUCUCACCGAUCAAGAUAUUAAUGACAUGGCUAUUAGACAUUUUGCUGAAACUCAGAGUAUGACUGAUUAUUGGGAACAAAAAAUAGGAAAUUUGAAAGAAACUCAAAAGAGAGAAUUUCAUGAGUGGGUGAUUAAAGUGCAUGAAGACUAUCAAAGUGGCUCUGGAUCACCAGGUUAUUUGCAAAGAGUUCGAGCACUCUCUGAAGCAAUUCCAUCUGAUAAUGACACUGAUUGGGUUCCUCAACCGCAGCGAAUGGAAGAGAGUUUUACCAUUCAUCUAGGCUCACAGCUAAAGCUGAUGCAUAACUUGAGACUGCUUUCGGCUGAUGUUUUGGAUCUCUGUAGGCAUAAACUGAAUAAAGUUAGUGGUAUUGUAGUUCCACAACCUCAACGCCUUCAAACCGCAAUAUCUUUGUAUUCCAAUAACCUAAGUGGGCUUGUUUUACUAGUUGAUAACAGAAUAAAUUCUUAUACUGGUAUAAAGAGAGAUUUUGCUGCUGUUUGUCAGAUGUCAACUGAAUUUCAUUUUGAAGACAUUGAUAGUGCUUUAGAAAUUAUUAGAGAACAAGGUAAAAGGCUAGCUGAAUGGAGAGCAACCAACUUUUCGCAAGGAGACAGCAGUAGUCAGAGUAGCAGUGGAAGAUCAGGUGGCUCACCUUCGGAAUUUGCUUCUCAGAGGAGCAGCUCAGUUUUGCUGAAAACUGGAGAUUUCUACAUAACACGUCAUUCGAACUUGUCAGAAGUACAUGUAGUUUUCCAUCUUGUAGUGGAUGAUACCCUUCGCACUGCAGAUGUUAAUUCACGACAUCCAACAAUUCUGGGGUUGAGAAAUAUUUUAAGAGUGGCUCACGAGCAUGACGUUUGUACCGUCACUAUACCUCUAUUCCUUGUCCACGAAAUGUCUGAAGAAAUGACGAUUCAGUGGUGCUUGAAAAGGGCAGAAUUAAUUUUCAAAUGUGUCAAGGGUUUUAUGAUCGAAAUGGCUUCACUUGUUGGAGAUGAAACAAGAACUGUGCAAUUUUUAGUGCCAAAAGGUAUAUCAGAAGAGCUUUUUUCCAGUUUGUCCAAUUUGAUACCAGCUAUUUUUAGGGUGUCUAAUCCUGUUGUUCUUAAAUAAAAUUGUAAAUUAAAAUAAUAA